UGGCAGCUUGACGAACUAAGAGAAAGACUCGAUGUUCUACGAGACAAUAUUGCUGCAGUCUUAGAGACUGGAUGGACGCGAUGGCCGACGGGCAGAGUGGUCGAUCUGCGGCACUCCACCUGACGCGUCGAUGAAGGCGUCAUGUGCAGCGAUGAUGCGAACGUGGGCAUCUCGGCAGUGGCUGUGGAGUCGUCACCUCAUCAGCACGCUGACGCGUCACGUCAUCCCAGGCCGGUAUAUAAGCCUCCCCCCUUGCCACACUUCCCCCAGACACCAUGGUGCACCUCGCCUCCCUCCUCUUCCUCCCCCUCGCUCUCGCAGCGCCCGCCCAAGACAUCCCCGAGCUCUCGCUCAACGAGUGGAAGGGCAUCCAGAAUGGUUUCACAAACCGUAUCUCUGGCCUCGGCUCUUGGUCCUGGAACAAGGCAGAGGAAGCACUGAGCGACCUUGGAGGCCAGGACAAGACCGAGUUGACCAUCUGGCAGAACCUGAAGGAGGAUCCUCACAGCUUUAGCAAGCUUGUCAAGAUCAUCGAGUUUGAAGGUCAUGCCAGCAAGUAUCUCGACGACAAGGACGCCCAGAUCACCUUCUUUGCGCCCAACAACGAUGCUCUCACGCCACCUCACCAUAAGGACGACGACGAUGACUUUGAGCAGCUGCUCCACAACCCAUCUCUCGCCUCGCUCUCUGCUGCCCUAGACCGCGACCCAUCCCUCACUUCGUCGUCCAAGGGACACGAUGACGAUGACGACGAUGACGAGGAGAAGAAGCGCAAGAAGGAAAUCUUCCGCAAGAUUGCAGGCAAGGUGUUGGCCUACCACGGUCUUCCCAAGGCCUACACCGUGCAAGAGCUCGGGCAAAACUCUACAUUUGCCACUGCUCUCAAGGCAGACGAUGGAAGUUAUGCCGGAUUGCACAGGAGGGUCAGGAUUGAGAAGAACUUGGUACCUCCUUCUAUCAAGCUCAACUUCUACGCCAAGAUCGUCGCUUCUGACCGCAAAGCCCGCAACGGCUACUUCCACGCCCUCGACCACCCUCUCCUCCCUCCUGGCUCUAUCCUUGAGGAGCUCUUCCUCUUCCCCGACACCUUCAGCACUUUGACUUCGAGCGUGCAAAAGGUCCACGAGGCUCAUGCUUUGGACUAUGGCUACGACAGGGAGCACUCUGAGCCUGGCAAGCCAAAGUUCCACGGUAACCCCUUGGCUACCCUCUUUGCGCCUACCAAUGCUGCUUUCCACGACUUGCCCGACAAGCUCAAGUUUUACUUGUUCUCGCCAUUCGGUGAAAAGUCGUUGAUCAAGCUGUUGGCGUAUCACUACAUCCCUCACACGCUCCUCCUGUCUGAGGCUUUCCACCAGGAAAAGCACGAGCACAAGGGCGAGCUCUUGACUGUCGGUGAUGACCCUAGCUUCCACAAGCAGUUCAAGAUCCACACGGGUCUGCCCAACGCUACCGUCGAGGUGGAGAUUGAAAAGGUCAAGGUCCUCCCUAUCGAAGGUGCCACCAAGACGACCAUCAAGGUCAACGGCGAGCAGGUUGAAGUCAUCGAUGUGCCAGCUCGCAACGGCGCUGUGCAUGUCCUUAGCAAGCUCCUCGUCCCUCCCCACGAGCACCAUGGCCACCAUGGUCACCAUGACCACGACCAGGAUCUCUCUGCUGAAGACUCUUGGGAAAAUUGGGAGGAGUGGUUCCCUCAGUGGGUCGACGCGCAGGACGAGUGAACGUCUGGUGAACUGCUUGAGAUAUGCGAGUUUGGCAGCCACAUAUAAUGUAAAUUAGCUGAAAGAGAAAGGAAGUCAGAAGUUUCAAUGUAAUCAUUACAU
This is a messenger RNA of Cryptococcus amylolentus CBS 6039, 1823 nucleotides long. RefSeq lists its product as hypothetical. The transcript is spliced from 6 exons. NCBI's taxonomy places the organism in Eukaryota, Fungi, Basidiomycota, Tremellomycetes, Tremellales, Cryptococcaceae. Bases 276 to 1721 code for a protein of 481 amino acids. Gene Ontology annotation, cellular component: fungal-type vacuole membrane. The record is from RefSeq and is a predicted model, not a curated record. Gene Ontology annotation, biological process: macroautophagy.